Molecule: messenger RNA, 1963 nt
Organism: Nannospalax galili (Upper Galilee mountains blind mole rat)
Lineage: Eukaryota; Metazoa; Chordata; Mammalia; Rodentia; Spalacidae
Gene: Gdpd4
Product: glycerophosphodiester phosphodiesterase domain containing 4
Exons: 17
Coding region: 113-1963 (616 amino acids)
Biological process (GO): lipid metabolic process
Cellular component (GO): membrane
Molecular function (GO): glycerophosphodiester phosphodiesterase activity
Source: RefSeq, a predicted model, not a curated record
GGAGUUACAGAUGAUUGUGAGACAUCCAAUCUGCUGCUGUUUUGACUAUUCCAUCAUUCCCAAUUGAAGCUAACCGUGACUGGUUCCACAUGAGAGAGCAAAAGAGUGAAUCAUGCAUAAGGACAAAAGGACUGAGUCUGUGAGCAAGACAGAAACCCCAGUGGAAAAUCCUGACCCAUGGAUUGAACGCUACUUCAAUCACAAAUGCUAUAUUACAUUCCUUACUGGCUGCUACAGUUGCCAUUGGCAAUAUACAGAGAGGGAAAAAACUGAACUUGGAUCCUGUUGCUGCACUCGGAAAGAGCAGUUUUUCCAUGUGUGCCUGGUCAUUGCAUUCAUCUUGUCUGUGAUUUUUCUGUUCGUAUGGUCAGAAACCUCCAAUGAAUACAACAGCUUUGACUGGGUUGUUUAUCUAGGGACAGGACGCUGGUUCUUCUGGUCUAUUAUUAUGCUGAGUACAGCUGGGAUCCUGACUGCCUAUGCUUCUUUGCUAUUGGUACUUGGAUUUUUGUUGCUUUGGGAAAGGAUUGAACUAUACAUGCAUAGGAGUCAUAAGGUCAUCAUUGUGUUAACAAUUCUGCUGUGCUCCUUUUUAAUAUAUAUUUUAAGCAAAUUCUGGAGAGACAAGUUGCUGAUUGCUGGGCUUUCACUGCAGAUUUAUGCUCCCUUCGUGCACCUGAUCCUCUUAACUGUGAUGAUAAUCAUUUCCUGGCCUCUAGCUGUCUGUUUUGCCCAUUUGGAAUCAGAAGUCAGAAUAAGAAGAUACAGGAUGGCAGAUUAUGAGAAUGAGAUCCUUGAGAGGUGUAAUAUAUUCACGAGGUUAAAAGCUCUACAAAUGGCUGCUGGAUUGCCCUUUUUUAUUAUCCUUUUAUGUCUCUAUUUGAUGCCACUGGGGAUUUAUUCUCCCUGCAUUCAGGAUAAGAACAAGUUAGGGCCUAAGCCUGGCUUCUUUGGACAUAGAGGUGCACCCAUGCUGGCGCCAGAGAAUACCAUGAUGUCCUUUGAGAAGGCUGUUGAACAUGAUGCCUUCGGGCUGGAAACAGAUGUAUAUUUAAGCUAUGAUCGUGUGCCUUUCCUCAUGCAUGACUAUGACCUGAGUAGAACAACCAAUAUCAGAGAAGUCCUGCCACAGUCCACGUACAACCACUCUGCCUACUUCAAUUGGACUUUCCUGUCAACUCUGAAUGCUGGCAAAUGGUUCUUAGAGCAUAAACCAUUUCUUAACAUGGAACCACUAUCAGAGGCUGAUAAAAGGAAAGCAGGCAACCAGAAGAUUCCACAGCUGGCUGAAUUAUUGAAACUUGCGAAAAAGAAACAGAAGUUUGUGAUAUUUGAUCUUUUUGGCCCUCCACCAAAACAUCCUCUCAGACACUCAUUUGUCCAAAGAGUAGUAAGAGUCAUCCUUGACUCUAAAAUUGAGCAACAUCUGAUUUUUUGGUUGCCAACUCAAGAAAGGAACUAUGUCAGGUUCAUGGCUCCUGGGUUUCAACAUGUGGGUCGUUUACUCUCCAUUGACCGCCUUAAAAAAGAAAAUAUUAGUAUAAUAAAUGUUGACUAUAAGAGGUUGUUCUACAAUGGGUUGAGAGAUUAUAAGGCAGCUAACAUCUAUAUCAACUUAUACCUUGUCAACGAGCCUUGGCUCUUCUCACUGGCCUGGUGCUCCAGAAUCAACUCCGUGACCACAGACAACAUUGCACUCCUGAGACGGAUUAAUCGCCCUCUUUUCUUCAUGACACCAAGAUACUACACAUUCAUGUGGGUUUUCAUGGUUAUUGUUUCUGCAUUUAUCAUUUGUGCCAUAUUUUAUUAUCACUGGCAGAAAGAGCUCAAAAGAGAAAAGUGGCUUGAAGCCACCACUGCUACUGCAGGUAAAGUCAAAGGCCUUCCACCUCUUUCUUCGUCAUCCUUCUCCAUUGCUUUCGAGGAGACAGAGGCUGCUCUUCAUACCUCUCAUAAGAGCUGA